AGUCCCCUUGUCAGUUGAUGAAUAAAGAUCCUAGUACAAAGAAAAUUAUCGCAGACCCUUUUUUAUUCGAAAUUUUCGUCUGGUGCAUAUAAUUCGCCAAAUUUUGAACGCUUGUAGAAUUCCUUCAUUUUAUUUUUGAGAACAUUUAUUUACCAUGGACCCCAACUACGUGUCGAUUGCACAAAAGAUCGAGCCUAGCGAGGUGGAGAAGAAAAUUGAAGAAUACCUCCAGCGGGGCACCCCGCGCGAUGCGAAACUGGUGAAAUCUGCGAAAACUGUCAUCAACUCGAAAAGCCUCAUUCAUCCUGACAUGGAUUACGGGGAUUCACUCAGGCAAUUCACCUCGGAAAGUGCAGAUGAUGUUCGGCGUAUAUUAAAGGAAUCCGAUAGUGACACCGCCAAAGAUCUCAUCAACUCCUGUGAUCAGAAUUCAACCUUGAUUGAUCGAUACACAAGGGUAGUGAAAGAGAAUGAGGCGUUGAAGAAGGACUUGGAGAAAAGAGAAUUGGAAUUGAACGCUUUGGGACCACGUUAUAAAUAUAUGGAAAAACAUUUCGAGGACUUUAUUCGCUUGAAGGAGGAGUAUGAGCGUCUCAAGGAGGAUAAAAUUCGAGAAGGGAAAAUAGUAGACACGAGAAACAAAAGUCAACAGACCUGGGCGAGCAGCAUUAUAUGUGACACUUGCGUUAAAACUUUGGAUGUCAUUCAAAGUCCCGAUUUUCAACAUUAUGUAUCAUCUAGACGCGAAGAUUCAUUUUGUCUCAUUAACAGAAGCGAGUUAUUGGAACUCGAGGAGAAGUUCAAAGCGCUUAAGGACACAAUUUCGGAACGAGAGCGUGAAUAUGAGAAUCGAUUCGAAAAAGCCGAGAUUAUUCACCUGACAGCGUUGAACUGCAAAUAUCGAUCACAAUUGCAAGACUUACAUCGAAAAAAUAAACAAAACCAUAACUGGGCAAACGCUCUGCAAAAGAUAAUUGCAAAAUUGUGUGCAAGGGAUGAGCUGGGUGACCUAACGGAGCAAGAACAUGGCUGGGUGGAUCGCAUCGUUGACAAAUAUCUUUCCAUAGAAGAAGCGUCACGCGAACAGCCUGAAUUCGAAGCAAGUGGCAGCCAUGACAGUCUUCCCACGUCCGACCACCCUUCAGAGGAUCGUCAGUAGUGAACAAACAACUAUGUACAAUUAGCAUUUCGGAUUGUUUAGUGUAUUUUUUGGCCUUCUGUAUUAUUUAUCCAAGUAUUGGGAAAAAUUAUUUUGUUUAGAAUUCGGCGUCCUAAAUAUAUUUAUCC
Hermetia illucens (black soldier fly) is the source of this 1287-nucleotide messenger RNA. RefSeq lists its product as uncharacterized. Lineage: Eukaryota; Metazoa; Arthropoda; Insecta; Diptera; Stratiomyidae. The transcript is spliced from 5 exons. The record is from RefSeq and is a predicted model, not a curated record. Bases 155 to 1159 code for a protein of 334 amino acids.